Exophiala oligosperma is the source of this 1800-nucleotide messenger RNA. RefSeq lists its product as uncharacterized. The coding region runs from base 1 to 1692 and encodes 563 amino acids. The record is from RefSeq and is a predicted model, not a curated record. The transcript has 6 exons. NCBI's taxonomy places the organism in Eukaryota, Fungi, Ascomycota, Eurotiomycetes, Chaetothyriales, Herpotrichiellaceae.
AUGAUUGAGCUACCCGAAACCAGGAUCGCAACGGCACACGUCAACCUCAUGACGGACACGGUCAUUGCCAAUUUGCCGCCCGAAGCGUUGCGUUCCGUCAUGCGAUCCAUCCUCACCACGGAUCCCGGAUUCACCGGUGCUCUCGAGUGUCACACCCGACGAUACCUGCUGAAGACUUCUCCCUCAUUCUCCAUCGGAGAGCUCUUCACCGGCGACGCGUCCAGCGGGCUUGAAACGACCGUGCAGUUCACCACGACCCAGCAACGCAUCCGGGUCAUGUUGGGAAGUGGGCUCUGCUUUGAAGGUUUGGGACUUCUAGGUGAUAUCAUUGACAAGUGUCGUGCGCUUCGCCUCGGGGAGCAUCCACCAGAGGAGAGGCUCCUGCAAUCCCUCGUGUCGGUGGAUGGGGAUAUCGUGCAAGCACUCACGGCCGUCGAAAAGAAACUAACCCUGCCUUCAGGGAGACGAGACUUGGCCGAGGAUGAAUCAAGGUCGUUGACCCGCCUCGUGCGGUCACUCCUCGAGUGUCGCAAGGGAUGGAGGAGCCAAGGACAAAACGAGUUCGUCUUUGAGCGUAGUCUGGGAGCGGUCGCCGAUAUCACGUCGACAAACCUCGAUCUCGAAGACGGUGGUGAUCAUUCUUCCUCUCUCCCUCGCGGACAAGGUCACGUACCUGCUGUGCCCGCUGUGAAUAUACCUCCGCCACCAGAGACUUUUGACCUACAAGGAACGUCCUUACCGAGACUCUUUUGCGGGCUUUGGCAAUUGUCGAGCCCAUCGUGGGGCAUCGCGUCCAAGGAACAAAUCUCCCGACAGUUCUCGCGCUACUUGAGUAAAGGGUUUGUAGCAUACGACAUGGCAGAUCACUAUGGAGACGCAGAGGUUCUUUUCGGAUCGUUUCGAGCCUCGACAGUACAGGCCGAUGCGAUAUUCGGGGCCACAAAGCUCUGCAUCUUUCAACCUACCACUAUCACAGAGACACUCUUACGGGACAAUGUUACCGAGCGAUGUCGUCGAAUGAGUUCAAGCACAAUCGACCUCUUACAGUUUCAUUGGCAAUUUUACGAUGAUCCUCAGUACAUCAAAGCGCUACGUAUUCUACAGGCGGAUGACCGUAUUCGCUUUCUCGGUCUCUGCAACUUUGACACCCUCAGACUCGAAGAGAUACUUGGCGCUGGAAUCAAGAUUGCAACGAACCAAGUUCAGUUUUCAUUGGUCGAUUCACGUCCAACGAUCAAGAUGGGACGAGUAUGUCAAGAGAACAACGUCAAAUUAUUAACAUACGGGACACUGUGCGGCGGUUUCCUAGCGGACAAAUGGCUAGGACAACCUGAACCUGAAUUAUUCUCUGAUAGAAUGACGCCCAGUCAGAGGAAGUACUUUGAGAUGAUUGUGGCUUGGGGCGGAUGGUCUCUCUUCCAACAAUUGCUCACCGUUUUGAAGGCCAUGGCAGACAAAUACCAGGUGGGCAUAUCGAACGUGGCGACGAGGUGGGUCCUGGAUUUUCCGUACGUGGGUGCCGUCAUCGUUGGAACGAGGAUGGGAGUCAGUGAGCAUUCGGACCAAAAUCUCGACACUUAUGGAUGGCACUUGGAUGAAGAAGAUCAAAAGUCGAUCGAGACAAUCCUGAGUAAGAGUCGGAGAAAAGAAAUAUUCAAUGUCAUAGAUGAUUGUGGUGGGGAGUAUCGUUGAUUCUUAAGGGCCCUUUGAAAGCAAGCGUGGCCAUUGACGAGAUUUUUGGGUGAAUAUUCUGUCUAGACAGUCCGUAUUCCGGACAAUAGGGGUAAAUCGAUCAAGUUC